Molecule: messenger RNA, 863 nt
Organism: Fimicolochytrium jonesii
Lineage: Eukaryota; Fungi; Chytridiomycota; Chytridiomycetes; Spizellomycetales; Powellomycetaceae
Product: ubiquitin-conjugating enzyme/RWD-like protein
Exons: 6
Coding region: 104-799 (231 amino acids)
Source: RefSeq, a predicted model, not a curated record
AGUUUCGCCCACUUGCCAACCUUCCCUGCCACGCACAGCGACGAGCAUCCCUCAAUACCCACACCUACUUUCAAUUACCCCCCCAAUAGUCUCAAAGAACAAAAUGACUUCCGAGAACCUUUCGCCGAGAGUUAUCAAGAGGCUUUCUAAAGAAUUCGCGGAACUUCAAGGGCAACCACCAGAGGGUAUCAAGCUGAUUAUAAACACGGACAAUUUGACGGAUGUGCAGGCCUGGGUUGAAGGUCCUCAAGGCACACCAUACGAAGGAGGCUGCUUCCGCGUCAGGCUUUCCUUAUCCAGCGAGUUUCCAAACGUACCUCCACAAGGGACGUUCUUGACAAAGAUCUUUCAUCCGAAUGUUUCAAAGGCGGGAGAGAUUUGCGUAAACGUGUUGAAAAAGGAUUGGAAGAAGGAAUACGGGAUCGGACACAUUUUACUGACAAUCAAGUGUUUGCUGAUUGACCCAAACCCCGAGUCUGCCCUGAACGAAGAGGCGGGACGACUGCUCCUCGAAGAUUACAACUCUUACGCAAAGCACGCGAAACUCUACACAUCCAUUCACGGCACCAACAGCAAGAUCCAGUUCGGCACGACUUCAAGUUCAGCGCCGACCCUCGGAAAGCAAAACGCGCCCCCGCCGACACCAGUUACCAUAUCAAGCAAGCUCCCGGCCGUAUCACAAGAGAACUCGGGAAUCGCAUCAGGAACGGUACCUCCCGCCACAGGGGCACGCGACCCGGCCGCACCGGGAAGCGGAAUCGCAGGAUCAUGCACCCCUCCCGGAAGCCAAUUUGCCUGAGGCGGCGGAGGCGCAUCCGGUGGGGCUGGCGACGUCGGCAUUGCCACCGCCGAAGAAGCGGGUC